UUGAAAACUAACUGGAUUGUUUACUCCCACCACACCAUGGACCACAUAAGACCAGAUACUGAGUUACCCAACGCUAUGGCUCCUGGAGAUGCGCAGUCUCAUCAAGACGUGAUGUCGGAUGAGGAGAGAGCUUUGGAGAAUGAACUCAUUGCGUGCAAAGCAGCGUUAGAAAACGCACGGAAGGCUGUUGCCGACACUGAUUUUUACAAAAUGACCGAACAUAUCCUAGAGUUGGGCAGAAUCAAAUUCAAGGUUCGGAAACACCUACGUGGGCAUCUAACCAAAGUCACCUGUGUUCAGUGGGGUUCUGACAGCCAACUUCUUGUUUCCGCAUCUCAAGAUGGUAAACUGAUUGUUUGGGACACCUACACAGGGAAAAAGGCGCAUAUGAUACCUCUUAAGACGGCUUGGGUUCUGGGAUGUGCUUUCUCACCUUCACUGAAUUUUGUUGCAAGCGGUGGGUUGGAUAACCUUGUGUCUAUAUUCAGUCUCAAAUCUCGCGAUAGCUCGGCAAAAUUUGUCCGCGAUAUGGCCGGUCACACGGGUUAUGUUGGCUGUCUCCGGUUCUUGGACGAUCAGCACUUAUUAACUUGUUCCGGAGACAAGACAUGUGCCCAUUGGGACAUUGAGAACGGCAAAAUCAUUACUUCAUUUCGGGGCCACGCCAAUGAUGUUACAGCGGUGGCCAAUUCCAAGCAGAUGCCGAACACUUUUGUUUCUUCUUCUUCGGAUCACACAUGUCGGCUAUGGGAUUUACGUUCUAGUGGUGCAGUGCAAUACUUUGAUGGCCAUCAGUUGGAUGUCAACGGCGUAGAUUUUUUCCCUAUAAAUUCUUACGCCUUUGCUUCAUCAUCGGACGAUGGCUCCUGCCGUCUUUGGGAUAUCCGGGCUGAUCAAGCCAUUGGAGUCUACAUAGAUGAUUUCAUCAAAUGUGGCAGCACGAGUGUGGCAGUCUCGAAAUCUGGUCGCCUGUUGAUCGCUGGAUAUGAUGAUUACAACUGUCACGUAUGGGAUCUGCUUCGUGAAGAGCGUGUUGGCAUUCUUUCAGCCCAUGAAAACCGCGUGGCAAGUGUGGUCAUUUCUGAGUGUGGGAUCGGGGUCGCAACCGGCUCCUGGGACAGUACCUGUCUAAUUUGGACGGCCAAAUAA
This is a messenger RNA of Opisthorchis viverrini, 1149 nucleotides long. RefSeq lists its product as hypothetical. Bases 37 to 1149 code for a protein of 370 amino acids. The transcript has a single exon. The record is from RefSeq and is a predicted model, not a curated record. Gene Ontology annotation, biological process: G protein-coupled receptor signaling pathway. NCBI's taxonomy places the organism in Eukaryota, Metazoa, Platyhelminthes, Trematoda, Opisthorchiida, Opisthorchiidae. Gene Ontology annotation, molecular function: protein binding; signaling receptor complex adaptor activity. Gene Ontology annotation, cellular component: heterotrimeric G-protein complex; cytoplasm.